AUGUUGCAGCUUCUUUUCUCAACCUUUCUGCUUUGCUUCUCCUUCAUUACACAGCUUCAGCAACCUGUGUAUGCCAUUAAAAAGUCGUACGUUGUAUACCUGGGAUCACAUUCUCAUGGCCCCCGACCUUCUUCUGCUGACAUGGACUCUGCUACAAACUCCCAACAUGAUUUGCUCGCUUCUGUUCUGGGAAGCCAUGAGAAGGCCAAAGAAGCUAUGUUUUACUCUUACAAUAAACACAUCAAUGGCUUUGCUGCAUUACUUGAAGACGAAGAGGCACAAGAGCUCCAAAAAAAUCCAAGAGUGGUGUCAGUGUUCUUGAGCCAAUCACAUAAGCUGCACACAACCAGGUCAUGGGACUUUCUUGAACAAGAGAGGAAUGGAAGAGUUAGAUUGGACUCUGCGUGGGUGAGGGGCAAUUUUGGUCAGAAUGUCAUCAUAGGCAGCAUUGACACUGGUGUUUGGCCAGAAUCCAGAAGCUUCCGAGACAAUGGAUACGGACCAAUACCAAGGAAGUGGCGCGGCGGAUCCAAAUGUGAGCUGCUCAGUUUGUCCGGCAUUGCAAACAGAACUCUUUGCAACAGGAAGAUAAUAGGAGCAAAAACCUUCUUUCAAGGCUAUGAAACAAAAAAUGGACCCCUUAGCUCAUCAACUCGAAUCAGUGCCCGUGACAGUUUUGGCCAUGGAACCCAUACGUUGUCAACGGCCGGCGGCGAAUUUGUGAGAGAUGUGAGCGUUCUCCGAAAUGGUAACGGCACUGCAAAAGGAGGAUCUCCAAAAGCUCGUCUUGCAGUGUACAAAGUAUGCUGGGGCAGCGGUAAUUCUGAAGAGUGCACUGAUGAAGACUUGAUUAAAGCUUUUGAUGAAGCUAUUCAUGAUGGUGUUGAUGUGCUCUCUGUUUCGAUCGGCCGGAGCGCCGUCCCAAAUGUCAACGACAUGUUGACCAAUGGGAUCUCCAUUGGAUCCUUUCAUGCAGUUUCAAGAGGUGUUCUAGUUGUUGCCUCUGCUGGUAACGAUGGACCUGAGCUUCAAACUGUGUCCAAUGUGGCACCUUGGAUCUUCACUAUUGCUUCUGGCUCUAUUGACAGAGACUUCAGUAAUAAUAUUACUCUCAGUAAUGGCCAACUCAUGAAGGGGACCAGUCUUGCCACAAACUCAACAUCACGACAAUUAGUUCCUGUGCUAAUUGCUGGUAAUGCUAGGCUUCCUAAUGUGACAUUUGACGAUGCGGACCAUUGCAAACCUGGAACACUUGAUCCAAACAAAGUAAGAGGUAGUAUAUUGGUAUGCCGGAGAGGAAGGAGCUUAAGGCCUGUGGACAAGGGACAAGAAGCAAAGCGUGCAGGUGCUUUGAAAAUGAUUCUGCAAAAUGAUGAGGAUUUGAACACAGCCACAGCUGAUGCUCAAGUUAUAGAUACUUCUAAUGUUCCAACAUAUAGACAUCCAAGAAAGAAUAAGACCAUAUCCCAGCAGGAAAAGAAUCCUUUGGAUGUCAAGAACCUUACUGCAUUCUUGAAUAACGCAAAAACAUUUAUCCCAAUAAAGCCAGCUCCAAAAGUUUCAGCAUUCUCAUCCAGGGGACCCAACUUGAUUCUGCCGUCAAUCCUCAAGCCUGAUGUAAUUGCACCAGGUCAGGAUAUAAUUGCUGCUUAUUCAUCAGGGGCAAGUCCCACCAACCUAGAUUUAGAUGUAGGUCACUUUGACUAUAACAUUCUAUCAGGAACCUCCAUGGCAUGUCCUCAUGUUGCUGGCGUUGCUGGCCUUCUCAAGAAUCGCCAUCCUAGAUGGAGUCCAGCUGCUAUCAAAUCAGCAAUUAUGACCACAGCAACCACCCAGGAUAAUGCCAAACGGCCAAUUCUAGAUGAAAAUGAUGAUGAAGUAGCAACUCCAUUUCAUUAUGGUUCAGGACACAUAAAACCUAACCUUGCAAUGGACCCCGGACUUGUUUAUGAUUUGAAGGCCUCUGAUUACCUAAACUUGUUAUGUACUUCAGCUUAUGAGGAAAGAAUAGUUGAAUCCAUUAAUAAUAAUAAGCCAUACAAAUGUCCAAGGUCCUACAGACUAGAAGAUUUCAACUACCCUUCUAUCACAUUGCCUUUUCUGAGUGUGAAACCUAUAAAUGUUACUCGUACAGUAACAAAUGUUGGUCCUCCAAGUACAUAUACUGUAAAUGUCAAAGCCCCAGCAGGAGUUGAAGUUGUUGUUCUUCCAACAACUUUGACAUUCCAGGGGACAAACCAAAAGAAGAGCUAUCUAGUUAUUUUUCAAGCAACACGUUCAGCCAAAACUUCAGAGCCUUCAUUUGGAGAGUUGACAUGGACAGAUGGCAAGCACAAAGUGAGAAGUCCUAUAGUAAUCCCUCAACAUGCAAAAAUGGCUCUGUAGAUUUCAAUGUUACCAAUCCAGUGUGUUGUGUGUUAAUCAGAUAGUGAGAGGUAGUGUUAGAGUGACUGUUUUCAGAUGUGUGGAUAUGCUGAACUAUGUUAUAAUUUAAAAAUGACGGUUCCUACCAGAAAAUAAACCCGCUAGGUCCUCCCAAGCAA
Neltuma alba is the source of this 2543-nucleotide messenger RNA. Its product is annotated as subtilisin-like protease Glyma18g48580. NCBI's taxonomy places the organism in Eukaryota, Viridiplantae, Streptophyta, Magnoliopsida, Fabales, Fabaceae. The transcript is spliced from 11 exons. Bases 1 to 2385 code for a protein of 794 amino acids. Gene Ontology annotation, biological process: proteolysis. The record is from RefSeq and is a predicted model, not a curated record. Gene Ontology annotation, molecular function: serine-type endopeptidase activity.